Messenger RNA from Phanerochaete carnosa HHB-10118-sp, 922 nucleotides. RefSeq lists its product as uncharacterized. The record is from RefSeq and is a predicted model, not a curated record. Lineage: Eukaryota; Fungi; Basidiomycota; Agaricomycetes; Polyporales; Phanerochaetaceae. Gene Ontology annotation, molecular function: catalytic activity; molybdenum ion binding; pyridoxal phosphate binding. The transcript is spliced from 7 exons. The annotation marks the transcript as partial.
GUCUCACCCCCUGUCCCGAGUACGCCGACUUAUCUUCAGAAACCAAUGGUGCAAGUCGACAAUGGUCAGAUUCGCGUGACCAAGAUCUUGGUGCACCCUAUCAAGAGUUGCCGUGGCACAAGCGUUAGGGAGGUGCGGUAUACACCGCAGGGCCUCGAGAACGAUAGGAAAUGGGCCGUUCUCGAUUCUGUCGAGAACAAGAUCUUGACGGCUCGUGAACUCCCGAGGCUUGUCCUUGUCGAACCGGAGCUGCGGUGCGACGCCUCGUCGCCGACGAAGGGCAAGCUCGUCGUGACAGUCCGGCCGGAUUCCGGCCCAGUAUCAUUCGCGGUGCCUAUUGAGCCGACGCCAGACAUGCUCUCUCAGUGGGAAAUUGUCAGCGACACAUCACUCUUCGACAGGUCGGCACAGGAUGCGUAUAUCGUCCAGUCUCUCUCGCGCGGUGGUCCCUCGCCCUCUCAGAUCCUUUCCGACUUCCUUGGCCGUCCCGUACACCUCAUAGUGAAGGGGCCGACUCCACGAUCCUGCUUGCCAACGCACGCGUUCCCGACAUUGAAGGCGACGGCAGUCUUCCAGGACGGUUAUCCCGUGCUCUUUGCGAGCGAGGAGAGCCUCGAAGCCGUCGCGCAGGCCGUAAACGACACUGCGAAAAGCGGUCCUGACUCACCUGGCGCCCUUGGGAAGAUUGGCGGGAUGGACCACGCGCGGUGGGAGAAGGAGAAGGUCCCAAUUGAACGCUUCCGUCCGAAUAUCGUCGUCCGCGGUGCCGGUACCCCCUUCUCUGAGGACAUCUGGGAGAAAGUCUACGUCACUCCGCGGGGCAGCAACACGAAGGACGAAUCCCGCUCGUUCACGCUCGUCUCACGUUGCGCUCGCUGCCUUCUUCCGAACGUCGACCCGGCAACAGGCGUCCGCGAUGCUG